Messenger RNA from Strongylocentrotus purpuratus (purple sea urchin), 2481 nucleotides. Its product is annotated as NACHT, LRR and PYD domains-containing protein 5-like. The coding region runs from base 1 to 2481 and encodes 826 amino acids. The transcript has 7 exons. The record is from RefSeq and is a predicted model, not a curated record. Lineage: Eukaryota; Metazoa; Echinodermata; Echinoidea; Camarodonta; Strongylocentrotidae.
AUGGCAGAGAGGCUGAAAACCGAACAGAUGACUGAACCCUCGAGUAAUGACACACCAAGUACAAGUGGUCAAACAUCGAGGCAAACACUUGGAUUCGAUGACGUCAUCAUCAAAGUAGCAAAAGCCAUAUCAGAUGAUGGUGAUGUAAGGAGACUUGGUCUUGAGCUGGGAGUCCAGACUCCUGAUAUCAACCGGGCAUUGGAGACGAAUUGGGCUGGAGGUAGAAAGACCAGUAAUGGUAAUGUGAUGCUGCUUCAGAAUUGGGCAGAGACGGUCAAACCAUCCAAGCAACUUCCCAUGCUUAGAGCUGCUCUCCAGGCGGUGGGCUUCAAAGAAAUAGAGGAGACGUGUCUGCAAGGAAAAGGUGAACACGGUGAGAUGCCUGACGAAGUACAACGAUUAAGAGAGAAGUUAAAGGCUAGAUAUAUCGAAGAAUUUAGCGAGGUCAAAGUAUCUCCUAUGGACCCCGAGUCACGCACUUGGCUGCAGCAUAUCUACGUCAGUCUCAUUUUAAUGUUAGGAUGUAAAAGAGAUCAGAAAGAAGAAAUUCGAUAUGAGGAUCUGUUCAGUUUCAUUCAAGAAAAGACCGAGAAAGGAUUCAUAACACGGUUAGCCUUUCUUGGAGAAGCUGGUGUGGGCAAAUCGACAUUAUUUGCAAAAAUAGCCCUCGAUUGGGCGAUGGGUAAAUGUCUCCAAGAUAUCACUCUUCUCUUUCACGAAUCAUUUCGAGACAUAGAAGAUAGCUCCAUCUUUGGUGAUAUCGUUAUGAAUCAUUUUCCAGAUGACACAGAGAUUAACGGGGAAUGGAUUGAUAAAUACAUCAAGGAGAAUCAAAGGAAGGUCCUGAUCUUACUGGACGGACUGGACGAAGCUAAAAUGGACAUGAAAUGUCCAAACCGUAAACUUGCUAUCGUCUCGAUCGCAAGAAGGGAGAGAUUCAUUAACACAUCCGUUCUCAUUAGUUCACGUCCUUUUGGAGCUGAUCAAAUCAAGAGCAUUCCGAAAAUCCAUGAAAAGUACUCCUACAUUCUUGUUGAGGGUUUUACGAAGGAAAACACAAAUGAAUACAUCAAACAGUAUUUCAAAAAUGACACAGCUUCUGCAUCCAGUCUCAUCCACUUCAUGAACACUAACAGUGUAGUUUCUGAGUAUAUGGCACCAUUCCCAAUCUUUUGCUGUAUGCUGUGUUACAUGUGGGAAGUAGAAUCUAAGCGCAAAACAACUGAGAAGCUUCAAACAAUCUCCCAACUAAUGAAAGAGAUUGAUUUCGCUCUGAGGGAACAAUAUUCUUCAAGAUACACUGACAGAGAGGGAGGGUAUCAAUGCCAUAUGGAGAAGGCUGUUGAAGCCAUUACAAAGGUUGGUCGUGUGGCCUUCGAGGGGUUGCUGAAAAAUCAGCUCAUCUUCACCAAAGAGGAAAUUGAAGCCUGCGAUGAGGCUGCAGCAGUAGCAUGUCAGGUUGGGAUUCUGAGUGGGAAAAAAAGGUUGGCCUCAAAGGAAAUCAGACAACAAGAGGGAAAGCAGUUCGUUCAAGAGUUCUGUUUCCCUCACAAGCUACUGCAGGAACACACCGCAAGCCUAUACCUUGCAUCGCUGUAUAACCACAAUCGUUCGGAAUUCAACAGAAUCUUGACACACAAUCUGUUAAAGGACUACAAGGCAUUAGAAUAUGUCUUGUACUUCACUGCAGCUCAUGGAGGUGAAGUAGGAAAGUCGGUCCUGGAAGCCCUAUGCAAGAACGUUGAUGACACGAAGUUCAUCAUUCAGUGUGCUUUUGAAUGUCAUGAUACAAAAGUCAUUGGUCCCGUCAAGAACCUGUUGAAUACGGAGACACGUCUUAGGUUAUCUACUGAUACGCAUUCAGUUUCAAUCACCGCUUUAUUCUCCACACUGGAACCAAUAGGGAAGGAAGUAAUAAGAAGAAGUUCCUCGAUUCGUGAAACAUUGGGUGUUAGUGAGUCCUUCGAAGGUAACGCAUCAUUGUCUGAUGUAGCAGCAGCAGUAGGACUGUUUACAUUGCAGAACUUACGAGGGUUGGUCAUUGACAUGUCCCUGGAUGACAAAUUCUACACAGGAAUGUCUGCUGCAGCUUCACAGUCCAAGAUUGAGGAGCUAACGCACUGUGACGCAGAUCUGGGUACUGCUUCAUCCUCUCAUUACGCAAGAGGUCUCUGCUCUAUGCCAAAUCUUCGAUCACUGGAGCUAUACCGUGUGAAGAUGAGUGAUGAGUUCUACUCAACGAUGGCCACUGUGGCAUCAAACUCAAAGAUAGAGCAGCUACAGCACACGAUCGCAAAUCUGGGUUCUGCUGCAUCCUCUCAUUACGCGAGAGGUCUCUGCUCUAUGCCAAACCUUCGAUCACUGAAUCUGGGCUUUGUGGAGCUGAGUGAUGAGUUCUACUCGACGAUGGCCGAUGAGGCAUCAAAAUCAAAGCCGGCCUGCAUCGUCCAGUUCUUGCAGCAUUAUUUCAAGGUCGUUUAA